AUGCCAUUGCCCCCUACAAGACUGCCCAGCCCCUAUAGCUCUGAUCGGCUGGUACGGCUAGCAGCCAGGCUCCGGCCAGCUCUAUGUGAUACACUGAUUACUGUAGGGAGCCAGGAGUUCCCUGUCCACAGCCUGGUGCUAGCAGGUGUGAGCCCCCGGCUGGGCCGCAGGGGCCGAUGGGCUCUGGUAGAAGGCAUUAGCCCUUCCACCUUUGCCCAGCUUCUGUACUUUGUUUAUGGGGAGAGUGUAGAACUGCAGCCCGGGGAGCUGGGGCCCCUUGAGGAGGCAGCCAGGGCCUUGGGGGUGCAGGCCUUGGAAGAGGCAUGCAAGAGGGCUCGAAGGGACAGGCCUAAAGAAGAGCUGGAUCCAGGGCUGAAGAAACAUCAGGAAGAGCCAGAGAAAUCCAUGAGGGAUUCUGAGAGAGAACUGGGACUUGGAGAGAAGCGACAACCAGAGAAGUUUUUUAGAACUGAUGGAAGAGAACACGAGAUGUUGCACAAGUACAAGCCACCAAGAGAGAGCACUGAGAUGGCAGGGGCAAUGCAGGAAGGCCAGGAGAAGCAGAUGAAAUCAAAGAAGGAGAAACUCAGCCAAUCCCCUGUUGGUCACAGGGGAGCAGAUGGGAAGCAAGGAGUGGUCAUGUGGGUGAGGGGGAGUCCAGCGGGCUCUGAGGAAAGUCUGCGGGAGUUCCCUGGCCCCAUUCCCCCACCAGGUUCCCUCCAAACCAGCAUCAUCCCCAGGCCCUGGUGGGCUGAGGCCCCUCAGUUGGGGGAGGGCCAGCCUGCCCUGUGGAGCAUCCUGCUGUUGCCGCCCAGAUAUGGCACUCCUUUCUCCCAUAGCACCCCCAUCACUGGAGCCUGGCAGGAGGUCUGGCCUCGGGAUCAGAGGAUCCCACUGUCCUUAAACCCCCACAAAGGACUCUGGAGCCAGAACCAGCUUGCUUCCUCCAACUCCACCCCAGGUGGGCUUGCAACCUGUGUGGGUGAUGAGGGCACAACAGGCCACCCAUCUCGGCAACACCCUCCUGCUCGGUCUCGGCCCUAUUCUUGUUCUGUCUGUGGAAAGAGGUUUUCACUCAAGCAUCAGAUGGAGACACACUACCGAGUCCACACAGGAGAGAAGCCCUUCUCCUGUAGCCUCUGUCCUCAACGCUCCCGGGACUUCUCAGCCAUGACCAAGCACCUGCGGACGCAUGGGGCCGCUCCCUACCGCUGCCCUCUAUGCGGGGUCGGCUGCUCCAGCCUGGCUUCCAUGCAGGUCCACAUGCGCGGCCACUCACCCAGCCAGCUCCCGCCCGGAUGGACCAUUCGCUCUACCUUCCUGUACUCCUCCUCCUCCUCGAGGCCGUCCCAGCCCUCAACCUCUCCCUGUAGACCCUCUUCCUCCACCACCUGACGGGGUGUCGGUAGCUUCUUUGGCCUCAGCCAAGAGUCCAAUUAAAGAAUGAAAGGCGGGCCUGCUCGGCUUCUGACCUGGCACCGCUGCUACGGUGGCCUAGAAAAUUCUGCCCCAGAAGCACCUCUGGAAGGGCACCGAGAGCUCUCUCCCAGAUGUCCGCGGGUCGCAGAAGUCUGGGUCAGUGAGCAGAGGUGGGCGAGGGGACUGAGGUUUGCACGAGUGAAGGUUAACUGUAUACGGGGGCUGUCAAUUGCAUAAUCAGAAUAAAGAGUUUCCUGUGCUCUCCUCUCAGGACAAGAAA
This is a messenger RNA of Cynocephalus volans (Philippine flying lemur), 1699 nucleotides long. It is a transcript of the gene ZBTB32, whose product is annotated as zinc finger and BTB domain containing 32. NCBI's taxonomy places the organism in Eukaryota, Metazoa, Chordata, Mammalia, Dermoptera, Cynocephalidae. The transcript is spliced from 4 exons. Gene Ontology annotation, molecular function: protein binding; DNA-binding transcription factor activity, RNA polymerase II-specific. The coding region runs from base 1 to 1395 and encodes 464 amino acids. Gene Ontology annotation, cellular component: nucleus. The record is from RefSeq and is a predicted model, not a curated record. Gene Ontology annotation, biological process: regulation of transcription by RNA polymerase II.